Rotaria sp. Silwood2 is the source of this 1293-nucleotide messenger RNA. The record is from the annotation of a GenBank genome assembly. NCBI's taxonomy places the organism in Eukaryota, Metazoa, Rotifera, Eurotatoria, Philodinida, Philodinidae.
AUGGAUGGUGUUUCAGGUAUCACUCAAUGUGCUAUAUUACUAAAUCAGUCAUUUGUAUAUACGUAUUCUACGGGUGAUCAAUCAGGUACUUAUUGGUAUCAUUCACAUUAUGCUAUUCAAUAUGGUGAUGGUCUUAAAGAUGCUUUAAUUAUAAAAGAUCAAAAUGAUCCAUGGAAAAUUUUUUAUCAAGAUGAAGAAGUUCUUCAAAUCACUGAUUGGUAUCAUACAUCUGCUCAUACACUUUUACGAUCGUAUUUAUAUCCUGGAACGUUAGAUCCAAUACCAGAUACAGCUCUUAUCAAUGGUAUUGGACAAUUUAAUUGUACUCUGAAUGAAACAUGUUCUUAUUAUCGUGCAUCUAUUCGAGCAGGUACAACAAAACGAUAUCGUAUUAUAAAUACAUCAGUCUAUGCCACAAUGACAUUAACAAUUGAUCAACAUCAAAUAAGAUUAAUAGAAGCAGAUGGAAUUUAUUUAGAUGGAAACAAAUAUAUACGAGCUCUUCGUUUAAGUCCUGGUCAACGAUAUUCGGUGUUAGUUACUGCAAAAGAAAAAUUUUCAUCAAGUUAUUGGAUACGUGCUACCAUUCGUCCAUUUGUUGAUUAUAAAACACAAUAUGAUUUAUCUAUUAAACCAAAUAUAAGAGCUAUUCUACAAUAUAUUAAUGAAACUGAUCAAAAUAUUCAAACAACUAUUCCAUCAAUCGAUUCAUUCAAUGAUGAUACAUUUAUUAUUAAUCAAUCAGUUAAUCAUGGAAAAAUAUUUAGUGAUCAAUUAGAACUAGUUCCAAUGAAUGAAACAAAAUAUCAUUUUCCUAGAAAUGGAGUUAAAAAAACAAUUUUCUUAAAUUCUCAAUAUAAAGGUGAAAAACCAGGUUAUUUUUAUUUGAAUAAUGAAACAUUUGUUCAUCCAACAAAUACAAGUUUAUUAUCAUUACUUUUGUUUAAUAAUUCAAAAGAAUUUCAUUUACCAUCAGCUUUUCAAGUUGAAGCUGAUGAAAUAAUUGAUAUUGUUAUUAAUAAUAUUGAUUUUGCUCCUGACCUAUUUCAUCUUCAUGGUUAUCAUGUAUGGAUAUUAGCGCAUGGUAAUAGUAAUGAUGGUUAUUUAAAUCAGUCGAAAUUAAAUACUAUUGCUUAUAAUGAAAUCAGUCCCAUCUAUCGAGAUACAUUUACAGUUAAUCCAUUUUCUUAUUUAGUUUUUCGUUUUAAAACAGAUAAUCCUGGUUCAUGGAUGAUGCAUUGCCAUAAUGAUUGGCAUGUACCACUUGGAAUGGCUGCUGUUCUGAUUGAAUGA